AAAGAGGGCGACGUACGUUAGCCCCAACGGACUCACCACCACUGACAAUUUCAUCCUCAAAAGAUACAACAGAUACUGUAGCCAUCUGAAAUUCCUUUUUGAAUCACCAUGGUGUCCAAAUGUCUCGCCCUCUGUCUGGACCAUCUCCAUCUCCAUCCCCACCCUUCCAUAACCUCUGCCACAUUCCAAAAUCCACGGCCCUCCCACUUACCCAUCCAUCCUCCAUUCACGACAACCUUUAUCACCAAAUUUACGGUCACCCAUCAGCGACUGCAGCCUUGUCUUCCAAGAACGAGUUGCUCCAUUUUCACCCCCAUGGCUAGUCCAAGCCAAUCCGCUCCAAGCCCCAAGUUUGAUGAAUUUGAGCCCCAUCCAACUCUUACCAAUGAUGAUCUCAAACCAACUACAUCCCUUGAGAGGACUUUUGCCUGGUGGGAAAUGGCUUGUCUUUGGAUUGGUCUUGUCGUGGGUGUUCCAUCAUACUACCUUGCCGGUAGCCUUGUUGAUCUUGGCAUGGCUUGGUGGCAAGGGAUUGCCACAGUUGUUGCUGCCAAUAUUAUUCUCUUAGUCCCAUUAGUCCUCACCGGUCACCCUGGCACCCGAUACGGUAUUUCUUUUCCAGUCCUUGCUCGAUCCUCUUUUGGAAUCCGCGGGGCUCACAUCCCUACUCUACUAAGAGCCUUGGUUGGUUGUGGUUGGUACGGCAUCGAGACUUGGAUUGGUGGCGAGGCAAUUUUCCUCCUUUUACCAAAAUUCCUCAAAGAAUCAACCCUGUCUCAGGUUUUACCUUGGCUUGGUACUUCCCCUCUCGAAUUUGCUUGUUUCAUUACUUUUUGGCUAGCCCAAUUGACCAUUGUUUGGAAAGGAAUGGAGGGAAUCAGAGUGCUUGAGAAGUACUCGGCUCCAAUCCUAAUUAUACUCACUUCUUGCCUCCUCAUUUGGGCUUAUGUCAAUGCUGGUGGUUUUGCGUACAUGCUGUCCUUGUCCUCUAGGCUCUCCUCCUCACAGUUUUGGUCCCUCUUCUUUCCUUCACUCACCGCGAAUAUUAGCUUUUGGGCCACUCUUGCACUCAACAUUCCUGAUUUUACUCGAUACGCCAAGACCCAGACUGAUCAAAUCAUUGGUCAGGCAGGUCUUCCAAUCUUCAUGGGGGCAUUCACAUUUGUUGGCCUGGCCGUGACCUGCUCCACCAAAGUAAUAUUCGGCCGAGUUAUCUCCAACCCAAUCCAACUUCUUGGAGAAAUAGGAGGAUUCACAACCAUGAUCCUCGCUAUUGUUGGGAUUAGCUUAGCCACCAUCACUACCAAUAUUGCUGCCAAUGUUGUGGCUCCUGCCAAUGCCCUCGUCAAUCUCAGCCCCUCAAAUUUCACCUUUAGAAGAGGAGCUCUUCUGACAGCAUUGCUGGGAAUUGCUUUUCAGCCCUGGAGACUUCUUAAAUCAAGUGAGAGCUUUGUUUAUACCUGGCUAGUUGGGUACUCUGCACUGUUGGGUCCAAUUGGGGGCAUACUAUUAACUGAUUACUAUCUUAUCCACCGCACAAAUUUGAGUAUCAAGGACUUGUACUCGUUGAGUCCUUGUGGGGCUUACUAUUAUUCGGGAGGCUAUAAUUUGGCAGCAAUGGUGGCCUUGGUCCUUGGGAUUUUGCCUGUGAUCCCUGGUUUCCUGCAAAAGAUUGGAAUACUAUCUUCAAUCCCAGAGAGUUUUGGUGUCAUCUACAGCAAUGCCUGGUUUUUUAGCUUCUUCUUUGCAGGUUUUCUCUACUGGAUUCUGUCCUGUUUAACGGGAAAACAAAACAAGUCCCUACCUGUAGAUCCCUUUCUGCCUUCUUCUGCAAACUAAGUUUGUUCUAGUACCACCUUUUUUUUUUUUUUUUUUUCUUUUUUUUGGACAUUGUAAUUAAUUUGUGUAUACUUUGUAAACAUUUUUAAUGCCACUUGAUAUCCAGUCUUUAGCUUUUUGUUCGUCUGUGACGUCCACAUCCUUAAGUCGUCAAUACGUUGUCACCUUGAAUUUCUUGUUGUCAUCUUAAGGAGUUCGAUCUUACGAUAUUUUAGAGGGAAUGAUUAAGUUCUGCGAAAUGGAAGAAACCUUAUUGCUUGGUAG
This is a messenger RNA of Juglans microcarpa x Juglans regia, 2103 nucleotides long. Its product is annotated as purine-uracil permease NCS1. Gene Ontology annotation, biological process: transmembrane transport; nucleobase transport. The coding region runs from base 109 to 1839 and encodes 576 amino acids. The transcript has a single exon. Gene Ontology annotation, cellular component: plasma membrane. The record is from RefSeq and is a predicted model, not a curated record. Lineage: Eukaryota; Viridiplantae; Streptophyta; Magnoliopsida; Fagales; Juglandaceae. Gene Ontology annotation, molecular function: nucleobase transmembrane transporter activity.